Messenger RNA from Thyridium curvatum, 3318 nucleotides. RefSeq lists its product as uncharacterized. The record is from RefSeq and is a predicted model, not a curated record. NCBI's taxonomy places the organism in Eukaryota, Fungi, Ascomycota, Sordariomycetes, Thyridiales, Thyridiaceae. The coding region runs from base 1 to 3318 and encodes 1105 amino acids. The transcript has a single exon.
AUGGAUCCAUUCGCUGCCCUCGGCGUCGCCGCGGCGGUCAUUCAGUUCAUCGAUUUUGGGAGCAAAGUCGGGAAACGGAUGCUUCUGAUGUACGACAAAAGCAGCAUCGACCCGCAUGAAUACUUUGAGCGCACGACCGCCGACCUAGACGAUUACCUGAACCUUUUGGAGGAACGCCAGUCUCUAUGGCCGUCGCCGGACGCCGAGCUAAAGAGCGGCAACGAAGAAGCGAUUGAGCAGCUGAUCAUUGACUGCCGCAGCGUCGCCCAGUCGCUGAGGGACACCUUUCGAAAGAUUACUCAUGUAUCGCUCAAAACCAACAGAGUCGCUGCAACAGCCACCAGGGGAGCCAUCAUACCCGUGCUUCUCCAGUCCUUCAAGGCAGUAUGGAAGGAAUCGGAGAUCGAGGCUAUGGCCAGCCUUUUGGAGACGUACCGCAGCCAACUCAUUCUGCGGACGCUUCUCUCUCUGGACAUCAAAGCGGAUGCGGCCCUGGCCCAGCAAGGGGGCAUAGACAAGAACCUAUCUGAUAUCAUCGAAGUACUUGCGGUCUUACAAGAGCGGCAAAAGACGUCGACGGCGGCCCAGACCCAGAGGCUAGUGGACCGCUUGGAUGAAAGUGAUCAUCUUGCGAGGCGCUACCAUGAGGAGACAAUCACGGCUAUCCUCAAGUUCAAGGAUGGAAAUACUCAGGUUCUCGAGCCCAGAAAUGGACAAGGCAUCGCGGCCCUAGUUGCGCAGGAAUCGACAAGGCAGAGACUGGUGAAGCUGAAUGCCGCGCCAAUGUCCUCCCUCGCCAAAGCUUCCGUGGACGAUCUCGGGCCCCUAGAGGGGCUCGUCCUGAACAGCCUUUACUUUCGACAAAUCACUGAUAGGAUGGAGACUGUGAAGUCGCCUCACGGGAAGACCUAUGAGUGGGUGUUCUGCGAUCCCUUGGUCACAGGGAAGCCCUGGGAUGACUUCACCAAAUGGCUCUCUCAUGGUUCCGGCUGCUAUUGGAUCUGUGGCAAGGCCGGGGCCGGCAAGUCGACUUUGAUGAAGUAUAUCUUCCAGGAUCCGCGAACCAGCUCUGCUCUUAGAGAAUGGGCGCAGGGGAACCACUUGGUGCAGACGGCGUUCUUCUUCUGGGGCCUUGGGAAUGCUGUACAAAAGUCGCAGGAAGGACUUCUUCGGUCGCUGCUGUACGACAUUCUGAGGAGAGAGCCUCAACUCAUAUGGGUGGUAAUGACGGAGCUGUUGCCAAUUGCGACUAAUUUGGGACCUGGAGAGAAGCUUGCAGAGCCAUCGAUGGUGGAACUCAUGAGGUGGUUCAAGAGGUUACUACAGCCGAGCCAUGGACGACGGUAUUUCUUCUUGAUCGACGGGCUCGACGAGUACGAUGGGGAUACAUCCACCCUUGUCGACCUUAUCUCCUCUCUUUCACAUCAAGAGAACGUCAAGUUUGUUCUCUCUAGCCGGCCGAUCCCAGUAUGCGUUGAGAACUUCUCGUCACUUCCCAAACUGCACCUUCACGACCUGACACGGGACGACAUCAGACGUUAUGCCGAGGACUGGCUGAGCGACAGGGUGCGCCGAAAAGGCAACGAUGCAAGUGUGUUGGUUGAGAAGAUUGUGGAAAAGUCUUUCGGAGUCUUUAUAUGGGUCGAGCUGAGCGUCAAAUCUCUUCUACGGGGCCUGGAGAAUCGAGACAACAUGGCGGAGCUCGAAAGGCGACUGGAGGAGCUACCAUCUGAUCUCGCCGCUCUAUACGCACAUAUGUUGACGGGAAUGUCUCCCAUGUACCGGAGGCAGGCGGCCCAGAUCUUCCGCACUACUCUGCAAGCCAUGCAGACCACGACUUGCCCUCUCCUGACGUUGCAAAUGUCCUUUGCAGAGGAAGACCCGACGCACCUGCUCUCGGCUCCAGUAGAGCCCAUGUCUAAAGAGGAGGAGCUAUCGAGAUGUGAUGCGAUAGAUGGCCGCAUACGAAGCCGCUGCUGCGGCCUGAUCGAGACGCGGCGGCCGACUCCAUCGGAGACCAAGCUCUGUGCUCCGCUACGGUUCGACUUCCCGUGCGUCGACUUUCUGCACAGGACCGUGGUGGAGUUUCUCGCCGACUCCGAAGUGUCACGGGACGUUCUUGCACUCAGCGGGCCGUCGUUCGACUCGCUUGCCACACUGUUCCAUACGGCCAGCCAUAUGUGCAAACUCCUUCCUCGGCUCAAGUCAGUCGAUGGGGAUACGAGCCUGGUGUGGCACCUGAUGAGGGAUUCUCUGACUUAUGCUGGUCUGGCGGAAGAGGCCCAGUCUCCGGUGCCAGCUGUGUAUCUGAGGAAUCUCGACAACACGAUGGCUGUGCAUUGGCACACGGCAAAGAAGAUGACCAACAACCACAUGUCUCGCAAGGCGGUCGAUCACUGGGCUGCAUCACUGCCCCUCUUGAGAAGCCAUGGAAACACAGAGACCAAGAUCCUGGCGCUCUUCCUGAGCCCGUGGGACUUUACCAGCCUCGCAAUAGCUUUCAACUUGUCUUCCUUCCUUAUAGACGAGGUAAACACUCCCUCGACUCCGCUGGCAAAGAGCACUGAUGCAAAAUCGAGAGCGCUCUACAACGCCACAAAGUACCUGAUACAAUGGUCCUGGCCAAAAAGCGAGAGCCACCGCCUCCGAGAGCUCAGCACCCUGUCCAUAUGCGAGCACCUGCUCAAGAACGGCGCCGACCCAAACGCCGUGUACGAGGCUCCGGGGAGCGGCAGCGGCAGCGACGGCUACUCCGCCUGGUCCAUGCUGGUCCGGGCCGUCGUCGCCCAUAAGAAGGACUCGGCCAUCUUCCGCCGGGACUUUGAGCAGAACGGCUUCACGCGGACCCUGGCCAAGCUCGUGGCCUCCUUCGUCGUGUACGGAGCCGACGUCAACGCCCGCGUCUGGUGGCGCGAGAAGCGCUACCGCAACGACGACGCGCCCGUCGUCUUCCACAAGUCGCCCCUGCCGCUGCUGGACGGGGUCUUUGCCGCGCCCAGCAGGCCCGACUUCUCUGCGAGCCUGCUCAGCCAGCUGGGCCCGGAAGAGGAGGGACUCGAUGGGGCGUCGCAGGACGGCGACAAUGGUCUGCUGGAGAAGUUCCACCAGGGGCUGGUGCAGCUACUCCUGGAUAGGGGCGCGGUAGCGCAGGAGUGGCGGAGCGGGCAGUUGGUUGGCGGACAGACGGAGAAGGGGAGGAAAAGUGAUGCGGGAAGUCCUUCUACUUCUGACAAACUCGGCGCCUUGGGUGUAUCCGAUGGAAAGACACGUGUGAGAUUUCGGCAUAAGUUGAAGACAAUAUUUGGGAAGGACAUAUAG